Messenger RNA from Podospora pseudocomata, 4789 nucleotides. RefSeq lists its product as uncharacterized. The transcript has 4 exons. Gene Ontology annotation, biological process: transmembrane transport. The record is from RefSeq and is a predicted model, not a curated record. Gene Ontology annotation, molecular function: ABC-type transporter activity; ATP hydrolysis activity; ATP binding. The coding region runs from base 129 to 4613 and encodes 1494 amino acids. Lineage: Eukaryota; Fungi; Ascomycota; Sordariomycetes; Sordariales; Podosporaceae. Gene Ontology annotation, cellular component: membrane.
CCGCGUCCAUCAUAUUGAACCGCGAUAUUGAGGCGCCUUUGCCGACACCGCCCUUCGAGUAUUCUCUGUAGAGAUUGCUCGAAACAUGCUCUUGAUCGGGAACCAACCUGAGGAUAUCAUCAUCCAGCAUGGACUUUGCAACCUGUACCGACGACGCAUCGUUUGGACCGUCGGUCCAGGGCUGCCGAGGGGAUUUCGACUUCACACUCAAAUUUGAAAAGAUAUUUCUCGCCAUUAUUCCAGCUGCCAUUUUCAUUGCACUUUCUCUACCAAGAAUCGUCCAGCUACACCGCAAGCCAGGUAUUGUUGGAGGUGUUGUUUUGCGUUACUUGAAGCUGAUAUCUAUAGCCAUCUACGGCAUCUUUGUGUUUUGCCAGCUAGUCUUGAGCAUUGCAAAAUCACGGAAAUUGGGCAUAUACUUCAUUCCUGCCGACGCCUUGGCUCUCGCAUCUAGUAUUUGCAUGCUUCUACUCUCUUCCCUCGAACACACCAAAUCACCACGUCCAUCCAUCUUCUUGAACGCCUAUCUCUUUAUCGCCACUCUCCUGGAUAUCUCGCAGACUAGAACCAUAUGGCUGGCAUCCUCGAAUCGUGACGAGCUCAACUACGCUAGCAUCUUCACUGUUGGCGUAGCUAUCAGGGCUCUUCUUAUUGUGCUUGAAUCCCAAUCCAAGUCAAGAUGGAUUCUACAAUGGGAAAAAGGUGCCCACAGUCCCGAGGAAACAGCAGGUCUCUACGGUCUUGGUGCAUACUUCUGGCUCAACAAGCUGUUUUUGAGGGGAUAUCGAGGUGUCCUCACCAUUGAUGAUCUCUUCCCUUUAGACCAUAAUAUCGCUUCUGCCAAGCUGUACGCUGAAGCUGGUCAUAAUCUCGAGGCUACAAAGCUGGGAAAGCGGCAGCACGGACUGGCAAAGGCAGUCAUGAAAGCUUUGGCUGUGUCCUUUUUGUUGCCCGUCGGACCUCGUAUUGCGUUCGGGGCCUUCCAGCUUUGCCAACCUUUCCUCAUCGAAACACUCCUGGGAUACCUUGAACAGCCCGUCGAAAUGAGUCCGAAGAACAUUGGAUACGGAUUGAUCGGCGCAGGACUCCUUAUCUAUGUCGGUAUGGCAGUGUCAUCAGCCUUUUACUGGUACUUUCAAGAACGCGCCAUGUACAUGACCCGCAGCCUACUUGCCGCUGCCGUGUACAGGAAGACAACCGAAGCCAGAAUCUCAGCUGCCGACGAUUCGGCCGCCCUCACCUUGAUGAGUGCCGAUAUCGAACGAGUUCUGGUCGGAUGCAUGGAGAUGCACGAGUUUUGGGCCAACAUGGUCGAGGUCGUCUUUGCCUGCUGGUUACUGUCCAGGAAAAUCGGGGUUGCCUUCACCGCCCCUGUCAUUAUCGUCGGCGUUUGUGUUGUCUGCUCCUUCUUCCUUGCCAAGCUUACUGGCCCUAGGCAAAAGGCUUGGAUGGAGAGGAUACAAAAGCGAGUAGGGCUCACCACGAACAUGAUCACACAGAUGAAGCACCUCAAGAUAUCGGGCCUCUCGGCUCCAGUUGAGGAGUCGAUUCAGGCCAUGAGGGUGGACGAGCUCGGGGCUGGGGCAAGAUUCCGGAUCGUCCAGGUUUAUGCAGCGGCAGUGGGUUACACUCCGUUGUGCCUUUCCCCUGUUGUAACCUUUGCCUUUGCCUCCAGGACAUUAGAUGUGACUACGAUCUUCACAUCCAUUUCCUACAUUCUGCUGUUGGCCAACCCUCUGGGAUCACUGUUCCAGCAUAUCCCAAGUUUCCUGGCGGCCUUGACGUGUCUAAAUCGUAUUCAGGCUUUUCUGGCACAAGAUUCUCGCACCGACUUUCGCGAGUCCGAGAUCCUUAUGGACCGCAGUGCCAGCUCACCCACGUCAAAGCUGGGUUCGGAAAGUGUUGAGGUUCACGCCGACCCCGGCCUUGAGAUCACGUAUGGCAAGUUUGGUUGGGACAACGACAAGACUGCUCUUCAUGAUAUCGAUAUCCGCAUCCCACACUCCAGUUUGACCAUCGUCAUUGGGCCCGUGGCUUCUGGCAAGUCGACGCUCUGCAAAGCUUUGCUGGGCGAAGUGCCUGUAUUUGGAGGUAAACUUCAUGUGGCAAGCCGCUUCCGCAAAAUUGGGUAUUGCGACCAGACCCCUUACCUCUCGAACGCAACAAUCAGGGAGAACAUCAUUGGCUUCGACGCCUUCAAUCAAGAACGAUUUGACGAAGUCGUUGAAGCUACCGUGCUUCGCCAAGACCUCGAACUUCUGCCCCAAGGUGACGAGACCAAUGUUGGAAGCAAUGGGAUAUCCCUGAGUGGAGGACAGAAGCAACGGGUGUCGAUGGCCAGAGCUUUGUAUACGGACUCGAAGUUGUUGGUUUUCGACGACAUUCUCAGCGGCCUGGACGCUGACACGGAGGAACAAGUGUUUCGCCGUGUCUUCUCCCCGGAUGGCUUGUUACGUCGGAGAGGAGCUACAGUUGUCCUUUGCACCCACUCCAUCCGACACCUACCAUCGGCAGACCACAUCGUCGCACUGGGUUCAGAUGGCAGGAUUGUCGAGCAGGGGACCUUUCAGGAGCUGAUGAAGAAUGACAUGUACGUCAACAGCUUGGGUGUCCAGGAGUGCGAUGCCGCAAGCUCGAAGGAGGAUUUGGCAGUACAGGAAAAACCAGGUCUGAGCACGACUCUGAAGAUGACCCCGAACAAGGUCACGGCCUUCAGCCCAGAAGCGGACAAGACGAGGGCAACGGGCGACUUUACGAUAUACCGGUAUUAUCUCGCUCGCCUCAACCUCUUUGGCGUUAUUGUCUUGAUCAUGGCAGGCUUCGGCUGGGGUUUCUGCAUCAACUUCUCCACAAUCUGGCUGAAGUUCUGGUCAGAGGAUGUCGCAUCGCCUCAGCCACAGCGGUCCAAUGCGUUCUACAAUGGAUUAUACGCGCUGUUCCAGUUGGGUGCACUGAUGUCUCUGUUCCUUUCGGCUUUGGUGGUCUUUACCUCCAUGAUCACAAUAUCAGGGGCUAGACUCCAUCUCGAAACGCUCCGAACGGUCAUCAACGCGCCUCUCAAGUUCUUUACGACAACCGAUACUGGUAUCGUGACCAACUUGUUCUCACAGGAUAUGACUUUGGUCGACGGGCAGCUUCCCAUGGCGCUUGUCAAUCUCAUACUGUACAUCUUCAACUGCCUCGGAAUGGCGGCAGUGGUUGCUACGGCGUCCCCUUAUCUGGCCGUUGCUUACCCGUUCCUGGCGGUGGUCUUGUACGGGAUUCAAAAGUUUUAUCUGCGGACGUCGAGACAGAUCCGAUUGCUGGAUUUGGAGGCCAAGAGCCCGCUCUCCCACUUUAUCGACACGAUCAAAGGUCUCGCUACAUACCGCGCCUUUGGCUGGGUGCCUGAGUCUGUCAAGAAGAAUGACAUCCUCAUCGACACUUCUCAGAGACCGGCGUAUCUCCUAGCCAUGAUCCAGCGCUGGCUGGCUUUUACACUACAGAUUGUUGUUGCUGUGCUGGCAGUGGCGGUGAUCACCCUGUCGACGCAGAUGCGCACGAAUACUGCGUUUACUGGAGCCAGUUUGGUGACGCUGAUGAUCUUUGGGGAGGCGUUUUCGUACAUUAUCAGGUUUUACACCAUGUUGGAAACGUCGAUUGGUGCUGUCAGUCGGUUGAAGGCGUUUGGGGAGACGGUUAGGAGUGAGAAUAGAGAGGGAGAGGAUUUGCUGCCGGGGGAGGAGUGGCCGGCGAAGGGGGAGAUUAAGAUGACGGGGGUGUCGGCUUCGUAUGAGUAUGUCUUUUGCGCCCCCCCCCCCCUGACGCUUUUUUCCAUGUCCAGCCUUGACAGUUGUUGUUACAGCGGGGACGAGGAUGGCAAACCGGGAGUAGAAGGCCAGAACUUCGCCCUCAAAGAUCUGAACAUUGAUAUCCUUCCAGGUCAGAAGGUGGCCAUCUGCGGUAGAAGCGGCAGCGGCAAAUCCUCCCUCCUCCUCCUCCUCCUCCGCCUCCUCGACCCUAUUUCUUCCCCCGCCUCCACCAUAGAAAUCGACUCCCUCCCCCUCACCAAAACCCACCGCUCCACCCUCCGCCAGCGCAUCAUCGCCGUCCCCCAAGACCCAGUCUUCCUCCCAGACGGAACCUCCUUCCAAGCCAACCUCGACCCGUUUGGGCUCGCCUCCGAAGAAGAAUGUCGCUCCGUGUUGGGGAUUGUCUCCCUUUGGCAGUCUUUUGUUUCGGAACGAGGCGGCCUGCAAGCGCCCAUGUCAUCAGACACGUUGUCUCAGGGACAAAAACAGCUUUUUAGCUUGGCGAGGGCGAUUCUCAGAGGACGGAUCCGUGCUAGAGGCAAGGGAAAGCAAAACGAGGGAGGGGUGCUGCUUCUUGAUGAGGUUAGUUCUAGUGUGGAUAAGGAUACUGACGAGGCGAUGCAGAGGAUGAUUUUGGAUGAGUUUGCUGGGUAUACCAUUGUGAUGGUCAGCCAUCGGCUGGGUAUGGUGAUGAAUUUUGACAGGGUGGUUGUUAUGGAUGAGGGGAGGAUUGUGGAGGAUGGUAAGCCGAGAGAGCUUGUUGACCAGGAGGGUUCGAGGUUUAGGGAUUUGUGGAUGGUGGGGAGGAGGAAGAGGAAUUGACGUUCUUGGGGCAAGGCAAACAUGUGCGAAGGCGGGCACCAAAAGAGAUACAAGAUGAUGAAACGAGCUUCAGAUUUGGGACCCGAGGUUCAUGCAUAAUACUGCCUGCCUUUUUCCCAUGCCAUUCCAUGCUGCCAUUUUGUUGUACAGAAUCCAACCUGAAAAUACCAACGCCG